GUCUUCCGCUCUCCAUCACCGUCCAACCAUGUCGGCCUUCGUCGGAAAGUACGCUGAUGAACUGAUCAAGAAUGCCAAGUACAUUGCCACGCCCGGAAAGGGUAUAUUGGCGGCGGACGAGAGCACUGGCACCAUCGGGAAACGUCUCUCGAGCAUCAACGUCGAAAACGUUGAGUCAAACCGUCAAGCUCUUCGUGAACUCCUCUUCACUUCGCCAAACGCGCUAACUUACCUCUCGGGUGUCAUUCUUUUCGAGGAAACGCUUUACCAGAAAACUGUGGACGGGAAGCUUUUCGUCGAUGUUCUCCUAGAGGCGAACGUACUUCCUGGGAUUAAAGUCGAUAAGGGUGUGGUCGACCUUUCUGGCACCAAUGGUGAGACCACGACUCAAGGGUUAGAUGGGCUCGGUGCUCGUUGUGCUGCUUACUACAAGGCCGGUGCUCGAUUCGCCAAGUGGCGUGCGGUUCUUAAGAUUGGACCGACUGAACCAUCAGAGCUCUCGAUCCAACAGAAUGCACAAGGGUUGGCCCGUUACGCUAUCAUUUGCCAAGAGAACGGGCUCGUGCCGAUCGUCGAACCGGAGAUAUUGACCGAUGGGAGCCAUGAUAUCAAGAAAUGUGCGUAUGCAACCGAGAUGGUGCUGGCUGCGGUUUAUAAAGCACUUAACGAGCAACAUGUGCUUCUUGAAGGAACCCUUUUGAAACCAAAUAUGGUUACACCUGGCUCUGAUAGCCCCAAGGUGACACCGGAAGAGAUUGCUGAGUACACGGUGACAGCGUUACGUAGGACCGUGCCGGCUGCGGUACCAGGAGUCGUGUUUCUAUCAGGUGGACAGAGCGAGGAGGAGGCAACGGUGAACCUGAACGCAAUGAACAAGUUGGAGGUGUUGAAGCCAUGGACAUUAUCGUUCUCCUUUGGACGAGCACUGCAAUCAAGCACCCUGAAGACAUGGGGCGGGAAGAAGGAGAACGUGGCGGCAGCUCAGGCAGGGUUCUUGGCACGGUGCAAGGCUAACUCGGAGGCGACUCUCGGGAAGUACGGAGGUGAUGGUGCAGGGGGUUUGGCUUCGGAGAGUUUGUACGUGAAGGAAUACAAAUACUAACUAAGCUAGCUACCGAUGAAGUAGUGACACGAGUUGGUGGAAAAACCGUGCGGGUUAUUUUAAUUUUUACGUGCAUCUUAUGUUCAUAUCCUUAUAUCACGAUCGAUACUUUGUUACGACCUUACUCUUUCUCUAUAUACAACGAUCGUUCCCCAUAAUCCGCAUGCUAUAUUCGUUCUCUUUUUA
This is a messenger RNA of Cynara cardunculus var. scolymus (artichoke), 1288 nucleotides long. RefSeq names its product fructose-bisphosphate aldolase, cytoplasmic isozyme 1. Gene Ontology annotation, cellular component: cytosol. NCBI's taxonomy places the organism in Eukaryota, Viridiplantae, Streptophyta, Magnoliopsida, Asterales, Asteraceae. The coding region runs from base 29 to 1102 and encodes 357 amino acids. Gene Ontology annotation, biological process: fructose 1,6-bisphosphate metabolic process; glycolytic process. Gene Ontology annotation, molecular function: fructose-bisphosphate aldolase activity. The transcript is spliced from 3 exons. The record is from RefSeq and is a predicted model, not a curated record.